AUGUCCGCGGAACAUGAAGAUGAAAUAUUAGUAUUAAAAUCGAUAUUUAAUGACGAUUUUUUAUCGAUCGGUAAUCAAGGUGAUUCAUAUACAUUCGAGCUUAUUAUACGCUUUGAUUCUUUAUUGAAUAAAAUUCGUUUGAUUCAUGAAGAAUCUAACGCAUCAACUGAACUUUCUCAUUUACCACCGAUAGUUCUUCGCAUUACUACUAAACAAACAUAUCCUGAAGCUAAUUCACCUGUUUAUUGUAUUUUAUGUGAUUAUCUAACCGAUGAUCAAUUAUUAUUAUUAGCAAAUCAAAUGGAUGCUGUAUGGGAAUCCGGUGAAGUUAUUAUUUAUACAUGGAUUGAAUUAAUAAAAGAGUAUAUAUGUAAUUUAUCGAAUGAAUUUAUUCUUCGUUCUGCAAUAUCGUCUAUUGAUGAUCCACGAAUUUUAUCUAAUUAUGUUAAAAUUAGAUCUAAACGAAUUUAUGAACAAUUAAUUGAAUAUGAUCGAAUACAAAAUCAACUUAUAUUCGAACAAACACUUCAUAGUUGUCCAAUAUGUCUGCAAGAACAAUCUGGAAAAGAUUGUUUACAAUUUGAAAAAUGUCGUCAUUAUGCUUGUGUUUCAUGUUUAAAUUUUUAUGCAAAUGAAUAUCUAUCUAAUAGUCAACAAAACAAAGAAUUAACUUGUUAUGAUUGUAAUUCAUCUUUAUUUCUAUCUGAACUUCGUCGAAUGUUUUCGGAUGAUAAAUUAUUAUUAAAAUAUCAACAACGAUUAUUAGAACAAACAGUUGAUAUGGUAUGGUGUCCACGUUGUCAUCAUUCUAUUAUAUGUAUACCAUCAGAAAGUACAUCAGGAAAUCAUUUAUCCUUUGUAGAAUGUCAUUCUUGUCUAUAUACAUUCUGUCGACGUUGUCAAGAAACUUGGCAUCCACAAAUUCAAUGUCCAAAAGAAAAAUCACUUCAAGAGUUUAUGAAUACUCCUGCUGAGAAACAACCUCCACUAAAACCAAUUGAUAUUCAGAAAAUAUCAUUAGAAAUUGCAAAUAUUCAAAUGAUUGAACAUUGUUCAAAACCUUGUCCAUCAUGUGGUGUUCGAAUUGAAAAAAAUGGUGGUUGUCAACAUAUGAAUUGUCGUGCAUGUAAAAUACAUUUUUGUUGGACGUGUGGAUGGUAUGGAACAUAUUAUAGUGCGCAUCCAUGUGAACAAAAAGCUGAAAAAGCUCAAGCUGCACUUCCAUAUCUUUUAAGUGACAAAAUUGAAACCUUAACAAAUGAGAAUGAUGGACAACGCAUUCCAAAGGAUAUUAUAAAACGUAUACAAAAAUGUCCAAAAGAAAAUUGCCGUCAAAUUCACCUGAAAAUUGGAACAAAAAAUACGCUUAUUUGCGAAAAAUGUGAAACUAAUUUUUGUUUUUUAUGUGGAGAAGCUAUUUAUGGAAAAUUUCAUUUUUCUCAAUAUGGUUGCAAAGAAUUUAGUACGAUUUAG
This is a messenger RNA of Adineta steineri, 1473 nucleotides long. The record is from the annotation of a GenBank genome assembly. NCBI's taxonomy places the organism in Eukaryota, Metazoa, Rotifera, Eurotatoria, Adinetida, Adinetidae.